Messenger RNA from Triticum turgidum subsp. durum (durum wheat), 507 nucleotides. The record is from the annotation of a GenBank genome assembly. Lineage: Eukaryota; Viridiplantae; Streptophyta; Magnoliopsida; Poales; Poaceae.
AUGGUGCAGCUCCGCAGCUCGCUCAGCAUGACCCGGGCGCGUACCCGCAGCGACUCGGACGACGCCGACGACCGCGGCUGGAGCCAGCUCCACGUCGCCGCCCGCAAGGGCAACCUCAAGGAGGUGAGACGUCUCCUGAAUGAAGGCAUGAAUGUCAAUGCACCCACAUGGGGACCAAAGUCUCCUGGCGCUACUCCGCUGCACCUUGCUGCUCAGGGCGGGCAUGUGAAAAUCAUGGAUGAACUAUUGGAGCGCGGUGCAAAUAUUGAUGCCCGAACAAAAGGAGCUUGCGGCUGGACUCCCCUGCACAUUGCUGCCAAGGAAAGAAACAAGAGGGUGGUCAGGUUCCUUGUCGAGAACGGCGCAUUCCUGCCCCCUGACCUGAACGACCACAGGUUCAACCCACCCCUCCACUACUGCUCUGGGCUGGAGUGGGCGUACGAGAUGAAGCGCAUGCAGGACGAGAGUGACUCGGGCGGCGAAGCUUCCUUAAGCUCAUCCAGCUAG